Molecule: messenger RNA, 1749 nt
Organism: Talaromyces marneffei
Lineage: Eukaryota; Fungi; Ascomycota; Eurotiomycetes; Eurotiales; Trichocomaceae
Exons: 8
Coding region: 1-1749 (582 amino acids)
Biological process (GO): actin filament organization
Molecular function (GO): actin filament binding
Source: RefSeq, a predicted model, not a curated record
AUGUCUGGUCGUUUCGUCCGUUCGUCGAAGUAUCGACACGUUUUUGGCCAACCCACAAGACGAGAACAAUGCUAUGAUAACUUGCGAGUGUCCCGCAAUGCUUGGGAUACCAACCUGCUCAAAGUCAAUCCGCAAUACCUGGCAGUGAACUGGGAAGCCGGUGGUGGCGGCGCCUUCGCAGUCAUCCCCCUCGAAGAACGAGGAAAGCUCCCCGAGAAGAUUCCAUUGUUCCGAGGACACACGGCUGCUGUGCUUGACACCGAUUGGAAUCCAUUCAAUGACUCGUUGAUUGCCUCCGGUGCUGAUGAUGGCAAGGUCUUCCUCUGGCGUGUGCCCGACAACUUCACCGUUCGCCCCGACGUUGAUGCCGACCAGGUUCAAGAUAUCUCCCCUGUUGGGAAACUCAGCGGACACCCCAAGAAAGUCGGACACGUCUUAUUCAACCCUGCCGCCGAGAACGUACUUGCGACAGCAUCGGGAGAUUACACAAUCAAAAUCUGGGAUAUUGAAGCAGGUGCCGCCAAAUAUACGUUGAAAAUAGGCGAUAUCGUGCAAUCUCAGUCUUGGAGCGCCAAUGGAUCACUUCUCGUGACAACAUCCCGUGACAAGAAAUUGAGACUUUGGGAUGUUCGUCAAGAGCGCCCUGCGCAGGAAACGGCAGGCCACUCUGGAGCUAAAAACAGUCGAGCUGUGUGGAUGGGUGAACAUGACCGCAUUGUCACCACCGGUUUCUCGAAGAUGAGUGAUCGUCAGCUUGCUCUCUGGGACACUCGCGCGGUGCGUGAACCCAUUAGUGGAUUCAAGACUCUGGACUCUAUUUCCGGUGUUUGUGUUCCCUUCUGGGAUGAGGGUACUCAAUGUCUAUAUUUGGCUGGUAAAGGUGAUGGCAACAUUCGCUACUUCGAGUACGAAAACGAUAAAUUUGAGGUCCUCUCCGAGUACAAAUCAAGCGAUCCUCAACGAGGUCUUGCUUUCAUGCCCAAGCGUGGUGUCAACAUUCAUCAGAACGAAGUGGUCCGAAUUUACAAGUCUGUGGCCGACAGCUAUAUUGAGCCGAUAUCUUUCAUCGUGCCUCGUCGGUCUGAAAACUUCCAAGACGAUAUUUACCCUCCUACCACUGGUAUUACGCCUGCUAUGAGCUCCUCCGAAUGGCAAGCAGGAAAGGAGGCUAUCCCACCCAAGAUCUCCAUGGAGGGUAUUUAUGACGGUACUGGACUCAAGGAGGUGAACCCAACUCAAUCUAAGCCAACAUCUACCAUCACCGCCGAUGCGCCAAAGCCGGCUGAGGCCGCUAAGCCUGCAGCUGCUGAACCUGUCCGCGCUGAGCCAACUCCAGUCACAGUCCGACCCGCCCCCUCAAUGAAAGAUCAGGGUGCCUCGAUGGCCGCAAUGGUCGACAAAUUUGCUGACAACGAUGAUGAGAAGGAAGACGAGAUCGACGAUGCAUCCAGCUUUGAAGAAGUCACCAAGCCAGUGGAGAGGGCGGCUGCCGCGCCCGUAGUCACGAAGUCAACACCAUCUCCAAUCAAAGAAAAAGAAGCCACCACCCCUGUAGCUUCUACACCAACCAUCGAAACACCCAAGAUUCCCUCCCAGAACCUUAGUUCUACCUCGAACUCUGUGUCCGAUGACAUUGCCGAGAUCAAGGCAUUGAUUGCUCAGCAGACCAAGACCAUCGCAUCCCAAGCCGAACAGAUGCAAAAUCUCGCUGCCGAGAUUGAAUCACUCAAAGCCAAACUCAAUAAUUAG